Molecule: messenger RNA, 1442 nt
Organism: Cajanus cajan (pigeon pea)
Lineage: Eukaryota; Viridiplantae; Streptophyta; Magnoliopsida; Fabales; Fabaceae
Source: RefSeq, a predicted model, not a curated record
GAAAACACAAAGGCCAACAACGCCUUCCCUCAUUUCUCUGCAGGGCAUUUCCGUAAUUUCAGUCUUCGCUGUGAAAAAAAAGCUCCUUUUUAAGACGAACGAUACACGAGGAGAAUGAAUAUAUAGAAACGCACGAAACAACAAGUUUUGCGGUUCUACCUGCAAAUUUUCUUCCUCUCAAUCUAUAUUGCUCAGGUGGUGUUCCUGUUCCCCUAAGCACCCGUGAGAUUCAUUUGCAAAAAGCUCAAAAACAAAAAAAAAUCAAUUCCAAUCCUAAGCUUCGUUUUUAUUAUAAUUUCGUUUUUGUUUUCCGUUUUGAUCUUCCAAUGGCGUCCGAAGGCUUCACCGAUAAGAACCUUGUGUUUAGGAAACUCAAGGCGAAGUCCGAAAAUAAGAUGUGUUUCGAUUGCAAUGCGAAGAACCCUACCUGGGCUUCCGUCACGUAUGGGAUCUUCCUCUGCAUCGAUUGCUCCGCCGUUCAUCGUAGUCUCGGCGUGCACAUCAGCUUCGUGAGAAUGGAAAUCAAGGAAGGCAAAUCAAUUUCUGACUUAGAGAAAGAAAUUUUUCACAAAUUCAGAGAUUUUAUGACAGGGAUUACAAAAUUUGAUGAGUUGGGCAUUGCUGGAAGCAGGUUGCUGUCUGGCUUUCAACAAGCACUUGAAUUUAUUGGGAGGCCUCCUAUAGAUAUGAAUUCUAAAUUAGUCAAGAAUAUAAUUGUAGCUAAUGAAACUAAGAGAGUUAAAGCCUAUAUUCAUUCUGGAUGUAUGAAGCUCAAUGAAAGUAUCCAGAGUGUAACAAACUUGCACUCAUGCACACAUGGACUCCAUAACCAUAUAAGCAAAGCUAAGGAAAUACUUAAUGAACUUGAAGGCCUAUUGGAGGAUGUAACAAGUGCUAUUCAGACUAGACAUGGAAAUUUAUUACCCCUCUCUGAUCUGGAUUUUGAUGUUGAGUUGAAUGAACAGGCAACUUAUGAUGAUUUGGAGGAAAAGGAUGCUUUGUCUCAUUCUCAAACUCCUGAUGUCACAGCUACCAGGAAAAAGAAAAGUUCCGAUGUCACACAUUUAGCGAAGGUAAUGGCUUUCAUAUACAGCAUGGUCAAGCAAGACUAUUUGAUGCAGGAAAAGAUCGUGUCUGCUUUAGAUCUCAAGAUGUCAUCAGAAGAACUAGGAAGCUACUGCCAAAUGUGGUCUUUGCGCCCCUUCAUAAACGAUGAGAUUGUUCAUCAAGCCUGGGAACAUAUUCAAUGAACUCUCUCUUUUGUUUCUUAUUACAAAAUCAGUUACCAUUAGGGAUAAAAUUAUAUGCUAUAGAAGCACCAUUGCUUUUCUAGAAUUUUACUUUAUUUUGACAUUGGUAUGCCUCCCCCUCCUAUUUUUUCUGACAAAAAUCAAAUCAAUAAUCAUUUAAUUUCAUGUUAAUUAAAGCGUUCAGCCGUUUUC